CUCUCACAUCAGCAGAGGGCCAAGAAAGGAAUUUCAAAUCGAUAAAAUUCAACACAAGCGGUCAUAGUCCUCUCAUGAGGCGGUUGUUUCUCACUAUGCCGUAUCAUAUGUAAUAAAAUGUGUUAGCAAACAGGGCAUGUUAAUGAAUUCCGCAGAUGUUAUGUGUAUCUUCGGAGAGACGGACUUUUAAUAACUGCCCACCUAUACUGCUUCUUUAAUUAUAGGAAGAUAAACAGAGCCGGGCCGAAGUCCACCUGAACAAAGCGAGAAAGCAAGUGAAGUGAACGCAGGAGAGCAGAGCGGCUCAUUCAGCACGAUGGUGGCAGAGACACGUCUGUCAGGCAGCUGUUAAUGCUGCUUAUUCAUAUCACCGUGAACGCACUAUUCUUAUUCUCAUUAGUAGUGUGAAAGCGAAUGGCGCUGGCAGCCACGCAGAGGAGAUGAUUGGCUUGAAGAUUAAAUAUGACUUUCAGAUGGCAACAGAUCCCUUCAUUCAGCAACCUCUGCACAGAAUGACAGUAUGUUUUCUGGGUAAAAGUUCGGGGAGGUGGAGGAGGGGGUGGUGUGCCUCAGCCACAAAGAGCCUUUCAUCUAGUCAUGUACUGAAAUCGCUGGUUCCCACCUUCUGCCUAGCGGUCGUGGUGAUAUACGGCCUGGGUGAUAAGCUCCGAAACUUCGUCACUGGCAUCUUCAUCCCUCAGUACCACUACCCGUAUUCAGUGGCUAUCUGCUUCUUCCAGGUUCUGGUCUCUCUCUUAUUCUUGAACCUCCUCCAUGUCCUGAAUCUGGUGCCUCUGAAGCAGUACUCCAGGUCCCUGGGUGAGAGGCUACUGGUGCCUGCUAUCUGUAACAGUAUCCACGAUGUGCUGGCCACAUGGUCCAAGGCUAGCAGCCCGUAUGCCGGCCUCUACCGCCUCAUGCUGUCUCUGCUGCCCGUACUAACUGUGGGCUUUAGUUCCAGCCUGAAAUUGGCUUCCCUGCCAUCUACCCACAUCUCUGUUCUGAUCUCCAUUCUGAGCGGGACAUGCUUUGUGGCCACAGUCUCCCAGGGUCUGGCAGGUGUUGAGCCUCUGGAGUACAUGUAUUCACCUCUGGCUUUGAUCCUCCAGAGUCUUUGUCUAACUUGGCUGGCCAAAGUGUCUGAGGCUGAACGCCGUAACCCCCCCGAUGCCCAAGCCUCCGUUUUUGACAUCUACUACACUCAGCUGGUCAACCAGAGCUGGAUUCUGGGUUUCCUGUGGCUGCUGCACCCGGACAGUCCCUGGCAGGUGUUGAGACACAGCAACUGGCGCAGCCUGCUCUUCUAUGGGUACCUGUUCGCCAUUCUCUUGCUUGGGAUGGCGCUGAACUUCCUGGUCGGUAUUUCUGCUCUGUGCAUCACACCGCUUGCUGGUGCAGUGCUACAAUCGGCAAGGCAGCUGGUACAGCCAUUUUUUCGCCUUUUGUAGUUUCAUCCAAACGACAAAGAAGAAACGUCGGUUGUUUUGUUACUGCAUCGGUGUGACAUUGUAGUUUAAUCCACAGCAGUGACCACACAUUUUAUCUGGUGGACAUUAACAAGUUCACCGUCUCUUCCGUUCACACUAACAUGAUGGGCACUUCCCCAAUCACAAUACAGUCAGCUGAGAUCAAAUACACAAUGUAAGCAGAAAAGCAACAUGCAUUUAGUAAUUAUGACCAUAACAGCAUUUUGCAAAGGUGUAAAAAGCAAAUCAUUUACAGUUGGGUUCAAAAGUCUACACAAUAACAGUUUAAUCUCUGGUUUAUUGACAGGUACUCAGGUGGCAGUUCUGCUUAUUCAAGACUUUCAAAUGGCUCACACUGUUACAGCAUUAUGUAUUUAUAAUACUAAUAGUACACAUACUGCACGUGUCCUUAAUACGAAUCUCUUUCUGCAAUUUUAUCACUUCUGCUGGUGCAUGAACUCUGUGGACUUUUCUUAUAGAAUAUUUGCCAGAAUAUAACAGUUUCAAAGCAGUGGAGCAGCUGAGCACCAACAUCUGUACAAGAGAGGAAUAAAAACCAAAACAUCUAAAGACCAAACUA
Scatophagus argus is the source of this 2046-nucleotide messenger RNA. RefSeq lists its product as uncharacterized. The transcript has 5 exons. NCBI's taxonomy places the organism in Eukaryota, Metazoa, Chordata, Actinopteri, Scatophagidae. The record is from RefSeq and is a predicted model, not a curated record. The coding region runs from base 441 to 1448 and encodes 335 amino acids.